AUGUCACAAUACGGAUUCAUUAAGAUUGAAAGAGAUUUCAUCAAAUCAAUACCAAAUCCUCAAGAUCCAACACCAAUUAAAGAUUUAUCAUUACCCAAAAAACAAGAUGGUAUUAGUUCUAAGGUUCUAGAGUAUGUUUCAACAAGAUUAAACAAACCAACAUUAAAUCAUUCUCUAAGAGUUUUCUUUUAUUCAAGAGCUAUUAUCAAAGAUCAAUUUCCUCAAUGGGAAUUAGAUGAAGAUGUAUUGUUAACUACAUGUUUAUUACAUGAUUUGGGCACAACGGAUGAAAAUAUGAAUGAAACAAAGAUGUCAUUUGAAUAUUAUGGUGCUUUUAAAGCAAGAGACUUGGUUUCAAAGUUGACUACUGAUAAUGAUACUGAUUAUGCAGAUGCAGUAUGUGAAGCUAUUAUAAGACAUCAAGAUUUGAAUGAUAAAGGGUAUAUAACCCAGUUAGGGUUAAUUCUUCAAAUCUCCACUGUAUUGGAUAAUGCAGGAUUAGAAGUUGUUAGUAAAUUGAUUCACUCUGAGACUUUAGAUCUUGUUAAUAAAGAAUAUUCAAGAGAUGGAUGGUUAGGAUGUUUUGCCCAAGUUGUUGAACGGGAGAAUCAAUUGAAACCAUGGGGUCAUACCAGUUCACUUGGUGUUGAUGAAUUCCCUCAACUAGUGAGAUCCAAUAAACUAAAGUAUAACUUAUAG
Molecule: messenger RNA, 699 nt
Organism: Hansenula ciferrii
Lineage: Eukaryota; Fungi; Ascomycota; Saccharomycetes; Phaffomycetales; Wickerhamomycetaceae
Product: DNA damage-inducible protein
Exons: 1
Coding region: 1-699 (232 amino acids)
Source: RefSeq, a predicted model, not a curated record